AUGCCAUUUAUGAAUCAGAGUAUCCUAUCAAACUUUGUCCUUUUGGGAUUCCCAGUGUCAAAAGAAUUACAGCCAUUUCUGUUCCUUGCUUUUUUGAUCAUAUAUUUAGUUUCCUUUGCUUGCAACUUCCUUAUAAUGGCUGUUGUUUGCUGGGAUAAUAAGCUUCACAGCCCAAUGUACUGUUUCAUUUGCACCUUUUCAUUUUUAGAAAUCUGUUAUACAUCAGUCACUAUGCCUAGACUUGUGAUUGAUCUGAAUUCGGAUGACAAAAUUAUUCCUAUCCCAUUGUGUGUGGCCCAGUUUUAUUUUCUUUUUGUCUUCGGUUCAACUGAAAAUUUCUUGUUGUCUUCUAUGGCUUAUGACAGAUUCACAGCUAUUUCCAAUCCUUUGAGGUAUAAUAGUAUUAUGACUCCAAAGGUAUGCAUAUUCUUAGCAGCAGCAUCAUGGAUAAGUGGCUUCCUGGCCCCCCUGAUUCCAGCCAUAUUCCUCUCAAUGACAUUAUUCUGUGGCUCUAAUGUAAUUGAUCACUUCUACUGUGACUUUUCUCCAUUACUUCACCACUCUUGUGAUACUGGUGGUGUCUACAUUGUUGAAACGGCCUUCUUCUCUUUGGCUUGUUUGGUUAUACUAGGCAAUUUUGUUUUCAUAUCAUAUAUCUUCAUUAUAUCCACCAUUCUUACCAUGUCUUCCACUAGAAGUCGUCAGAAAGCUUUCUCUACUUGUGCAUCACACCUUACAGUUGUAACUAUAUUCUAUGGAACCAUUAUUUCUACAUAUGUAAGACCUUCAACUGGAAAUUCAUCUUACAUUGACAAAAAUAUGGAUGUAAAUAAGGUCUUAAAUGUUUUUAAUACAGUGGUAACCCCACUACUGAAUCCUGUUAUUUAUUGCCUGCGAAACAAAGAUGUGAAAGAAGCAUUAAAGAAGGUUAUGAGCACAAAAUUAUUAGAGAGGAAUAAAACAUCUUAUAUUACUAAAUGA
This is a messenger RNA of Staurois parvus, 981 nucleotides long. NCBI's taxonomy places the organism in Eukaryota, Metazoa, Chordata, Amphibia, Anura, Ranidae. The record is from the annotation of a GenBank genome assembly.